This is a messenger RNA of Hermetia illucens (black soldier fly), 11476 nucleotides long. RefSeq names its product ubiquitin carboxyl-terminal hydrolase Usp2 (gene Usp2). The transcript has 10 exons. Gene Ontology annotation, biological process: protein deubiquitination. Lineage: Eukaryota; Metazoa; Arthropoda; Insecta; Diptera; Stratiomyidae. Gene Ontology annotation, cellular component: cytoplasm. The record is from RefSeq and is a predicted model, not a curated record. Gene Ontology annotation, molecular function: cysteine-type deubiquitinase activity. The coding region runs from base 838 to 5154 and encodes 1438 amino acids.
UCUUUAUCCACGAAGCCGCUUUAGUCAUGUUUUCGCGCUUAUCUAAAAACGACCAUACAAAUCUUGUAGUUUUAUACAUGUAUAUUUAUAAUCUGGGCGUUCUGUUUAACUCCUCUUUAUAUCACACUUAUUACCAUUUCACAUGCGCUUCUAAAAUCAGAAUUGUAAACACUAUUUUCUAAACUUAAGUGCGAUAAAUUAUUUUAUUAAAACAAAAUGAAGAAGCGAAAGUGUUAAUGAAACUGCUCUUUGUUUGUAUAGUGCCAGAUAAUAAUAUAUUCGACGAUGUGUUGUGCAUAGAAUAGGAAACUGUACAAAAAAUCAGCAAGUGGAAUAUUUUUUUCUCGUGAUUUACGUAAAGGCUAAAAAUAAAAUUGGAAAUAAGGAAACGAAAAUGUACUGAAGCACCUAAAUGAAAUUAAAUCAAGAUAUUAUCCAUAUUUUUACAAUUCUCUGUGUAGAAAAGGAGAUUUCAAUACCACACCAUCUUCGAAUCACAAUAUUUUAGUUGGAACAGCAUCGAAAAGGACUUUUUUACAUAACAUCUAUACCAACAGUCAGCGGGGCUAUCCAAUAAAGAAUCCCUUACACGAAGAAUCCGAUCAUCCCAUAAAUUCCAUCACUAAAUUCCAAAUUAGAUUGAACUUUCUAUCUGCUACUACUACUACUACUACUGCGUCAAUACAGGAAGAUUUUCCGUUUGAUUCACAUUCGCCCACUGAAUUUAACGGAAGUUCCCAAUCGAAACUGCGAGGGAAAAUUGGCGUGUUGACUUUUGGAAGAGAACGGCACGAAAACGGAAAGAUUCGAUACAAAACUAACUCGUAGAAAUAUAAUAUGCCUGUAAUUUCGCCCACAAGAUAUUCAACAACUGUCAGCAGUAGUUCAUAUUUACCGCCCUCGAUUGGUGGCACGACAAGUAGUUUGGCAAAGUCAUCGAAUUACGGUUCUCCGAGCAGCUAUCACACUUCAAGUUAUCGAAGCAACAGUUUAGGCAGUUCCGGGUAUUCAUCUGGAGGAUAUUCAUCGUCAUAUUUACGAGCGUCGUAUCGAUCAAACUUAUCGAGCUCGCCGUCGAUAUACCGAACCAGUUCAUAUUUAACUGGUGGAAAUAAUGAUACAACAGCAACCAGUCGAUUUGGAGUAAGUAGUAAUAGAUUUUUACGUGCAAGUUCAGAUAGAGACACAUUAAAGCUUGCGACAGGAAAAACUCAAUAUAACAGUAAUACAGUAAAUACAAGUCGAUCCAAAGCAUUACAAUCAAAGCCACCAAUCGGCGCAUCCUCACCGUCCAUAAGACAUCAGAGAACCUCAUCGGAUUCAGCUCGGUCCCGGGACAAUAGUCUAACGAGAGUUACUUCAAAAAGUGAUCCGAAUAGCAAUUGCAUCAAUAAUAACGAUACAAGCGAACUAAACGAUCAACCAAAAAGUAAAAUAUCAUCAUCAUUAUCAUCAUCAUCAUUAGCACGCCAAGUAGCCACAUCUGGUUUGGAAUUAUAUGAGAAAUACAGUCCCGCGCAUUAUAUACCAAAGUGUGAAUUAUCACGUUCCAGAUCACUUUCUGAAGCAACAUCGUCAUCAAAUAAAAACAGUAAUAACGAUAAAGGUUUAAGUAAUAGUAGUAGUAAUGUACAUCAGUUGCUACAAACAACCAGAGAGAGUAAGCAGCAUAGACAACAAAACCAAAACGAAAACGAUUUACAAAAUCUAAAUAUAAAAUCAUCAUCACCACCAUCUUCAUCACACCAAACAUCAUCACCAACAUCCGCAAAGGAUAUUAGCAAGGUAAAAAGAUUGUGUGCUGUAUCUACUACUGCUACUACUAAUACCAAUAACUAUUCGAAAUUUGCUACUGGUAGUGUUGUUGUGAUCAGCAAUAACUCCAAUGCUAACGCUUCCUCAGCUUACAUUAAUAAAAAUUAUUUAAGAAUAAGCAACAGUUCAACAACACCAUCACACAAUUUGGUUGCAGAUUUGAAUUUGAGUACAGUAUCUAAUAACAGUUUCAACGGUUCAAACUCACGUACAAUCGAUAAAACACACACUACAAACUCAACAAGUAGCCUUAAGCCUUCCAUCAAUAGUAGUGUCGUUAAUAUUGUUACUAACAAUCCUAGUGAGCACGAUAAUAAAACUAGUAGUAAACACAGCAACAAUAAUAACGUGAUUAAGACCGCUACAACUGUACAAUUCGAACAGCAAAAGACAAUUUCAUCACUCUCAUCGAAUUCGGCGAUAAAUUCGGUGAAUGACAAUUCGGCCACAAACCAAAUUCUAUACAAAAAAUUCCAAAAAAGCAAUCCUAGCAUCGCCACCACUCCUGCUUCUACGACGACGACCUUUAGCAGUAGUACGAUCGCAUCCGCAACAAAUAAAACAAUAACUCCAUCCAUAUUAUCAUCAUCAGCAACAACAACCGCCACAUCAACUGCUACCAUCACAGUUUCUAGUUCUAGUCAAAAGAAAGUAGUAUCUAAUGAUUCUAGCGAUAAAUAUUCAUCGACGAACAAUGCAAAUGCUAUUCUGAAAGCAGCCAAGUCAAAUCUUAAGCCGACAUCCAAGCAAUUUUUAAGUAACAAAUCGAUUGAUGAUAAAAGUAUGACAAGUUUGUAUGCGGAGGCGAAUGAUAACAGUAACAACAACAAUAACAAUAGUACUCUAAAUAACAGCUCUUAUAACAAGAAAGGAAUUUCAACGGUAAUUACGAUUAACAAUUCCGCCCCACCUACCUCUAAAUCAUCGUCACCGGAGUUAACAACUGAAUCAGUUGCCGACAAAACCAGAAAUUAUUUGAAAAAUAGCAAAAGCAAUGCCCUAGAUGCCCAUUUGGAAUUUUGCAAGAAUAAACUGCAACCCGUGGGAACCACGAAAGUAAACAACGUAAAUGCAGCAAAUGGAACAGGCUCUGUUAAAAGCGGGAUCAAUAGCAAAUUUAUUGGCUUAACCUAUCGUGAACCAAAUUUCCUAAAAACCGAAUGUGAAUUAGCCCGAUCUCAAGUUGCUAAAUCAAAUGAGGAGCAAUCAUUUGAUAACAACAAUCAGCUUUUGAACGGCGGUAAUAAUAAUAACCUUAUAUGUAAUGGAGCGGAGAAGGUAACUAGCAAAUAUGAAAAAAACCUAAUAAAACCUCUAGUGCAUAAGACAACAAAUAGCAAACAGUUGCAGCAACUGCCACGGACACCUUCAAAUAACAACAUGAAUUGUUUACAAAACGGCGGUGGGCCGGAUCUCGACGAUAUCAAGUACAUUGAUAGUGAUGAUUCGGAACGGCAGCAGCAUCAUGGCCAUAGUUAUCACCACAACUACCAAAGCCAAAAGAAGUCAACUACGUCCACUUCGUCGGCAGAUGUUACCAAAAGCAUCUACUCGUCGCCGUCGAGGACUCUAUCCGAGCGGAAGGACAUAAACUAUAUCACAAGCAGUAAAAUAUCGACAUUGCCGCUUACUUCUAAACAUCGUGACCUAAUGUAUAAUAGUGAUACUAGCAAAAACGUUACCAGUAAAUACAAUACCUUAAAUGAUUUCAAACGAUUACCAUCGAACCUAAACAGUAAUCUUAGAAGUGGGUUCCACAAAAACAUGGAGUUAAUCUCAUCAUCGUCAUCUUCAUCGUCGUCUCCAUCUUCUACAACCACAACACCUGUAAAAACGUACGCAACAUCAACAACAGUUACGGCCAUUUCAAAAUCCCCAGUAGUAAUGAUUCACCAACAGCAGAACGGAACAGUAAGCCACGAAUCAACUCCAUCUGGUUCACCGCAGAUCUUACGACGAAGAGGUGCACUAACUACAAGUAAUAGUAUUCUGCAGAAUUCAAACGAUUCCUUAUCAACAUCAUCACCGUCGUCAAAAGCGAUAUUACCGCAGCAAAAAUCGACGAUAUCGAAUCUUACGUCAUCAUCGCAAGCGCAACCCAGUACAACCCUAGCAACAUCAACCGAUCUAGAUGAACAAAGUUUGUCCAAUAAGAUAUGUGAUAAUGAUGAAAGUGUUCGUAAUGCCUCAAUACGAAGUGCCCUUCCAGCGUCACCGACCCCAUCACGCUACUAUGAUCGCGAAGGACGGUCAUCAGCUCUUGCUGCUGGACGAAGUUAUGAUACGGAAGAUCCUUCGACAAGUAAAUCAUCGCUGAACUCAUCUAAUUCAUAUGACAGGACAGCCGCCGAGGGACUAUGCGGUCUCCGAAACAUAGGGAAUACAUGUUAUAUGAACUCUGUCAUUCAAUGUUUAAGCCACACCCGUGAAUUAACGAAAUUCCUCAAAUCUCAAGUGGGGAUCAAGUCGUCUUCAAAGGACCAACAAAUAUUGCUUGAAUUUGCAAAAUUAAUUCGUGAAAUGUGGUCACCCAACGUGCGAAGCGUAACCCCUCUGGAAUUAAAAAGUGCUUUUUCAUCGAAACAUCGAAUGUAUAGUGGCUACAACCAGCAAGAUGCACAGGAAUUCUUAAGGUUCUUUUUGGAUUCAUUACAUUGCGCACUAAACGCAGGUGUAAAAGGGGAGCAAUUGAAAAUCGACGACAGUCUUAGUGACAAUAAAAAGGCUGACCUCACCUGGGAAUGGUACUGUAAAGUUGAAAAUUCUGUCAUAAGAGAUCUAUUCGUUGGUCAGUUGAAAAGUACAUUGAAAUGUACAACGUGUGGUAAUACAAGUGUUACCUUCGAUCCAUUCUGGGAUUUAAGUGUUUCACUUCCAUCGUCAUCACGUUGCAAGUUAGACGCCUGUUUGGAUUUAUUCAUCCGUGAGGAAAUUCUGGAUGGUGAUGAGAUGCCAACCUGCUCAAAGUGUCAAGCGCGGCGGAAAUGUACUAAAAGCUUUACAAUACAGCGAUUUCCAAAAUAUUUGGCUAUACAUUUAAAGCGAUUUUCAGAAACUCGUUGGAGCAAACUAUCAAAUGUGGUUGAAUUUCCGACAGGCGAACGCGAACUGAAUAUGGCGCCAUAUGCAUCGAAUACAAAUGUUUCUGCUACAUAUUCACUAUACGGAAUUGCGAAUCAUAUGGGCUCGACGGCUGGAGGACACUAUGUUGCACUUUGUAAACAUCCUGUCACGAAGAAAUGGCACGAGUUCAAUGAUAAUGUGGUCAGUGAUGAUUUAUCGGAAAGUGUUUUGGUUUCUUCUAGUGCCUAUUUACUGUUCUACGAACGAGCCCACUAACAGCGGCAUCAAAUUGAAUACCUUUUCUAAAAGUGCCAACGGCGAGCUUCUGGUGACUCCUCGUUGUAAUUAUACUGGGUCAAAGGAUAUACAAUCGCAACAAGCCGAGUUUCCAAACUACCAACGCAGCUAUUGUCACCGCAAACAUUCGCCACUCAUAAAUAACAGUAGGACCUUCGAUAUCGUCGCCACUUCUUCGAUAACAAAACGGGUGAUUGAUACAUUGUCGUCAAAACGAAAAACUUACGUACCUAGUAUCAGCUUCAUACUACAUUCGUUACUUGGUUUCGUUUUUUAUUCACUUCUACUCCUGUUUUGGUAUUCGCACUAUCGCUAAAUUGAAUGCAAGAGAAAAAUUGUAAAACGGUUUGAUUAUACUUAAUAUUUAUUUAUAUGAAAUUGUUCUAAUGGAUCUUCCUUUAUUAUAUAUGUAACACGAUGUGAUUUAUUCUGUUAAUUCGAAAUCAAACCAACGAUUAGAGAAUCGGAUGUUAUGUGUUUAUUAUUUUUGAGAAAUAUUAUUGAAACUGCAGUAUGUAAGAUUUUUAUUUGUUUUUGUUAUCAUAAUUUAUUGAAGACAUAUGUAUAUUGCGCUUUAUCUAUUUUUUCCUUAAUUUUUAAGACAUUUCUGCUCAAAGUGUACACAUUUUCAAUUGAAAAUUCAUCUCUUUAUUUUUGUAGAUUAUGACCCAGUGCUUGUUCCUUUUUUCAGUUGAACUCAGUCGAAAUAUUUAUUUUUUAUGUAUCUAUAUUUGUUGUAUUUGAUGAACAUUGUUUUGUAUUUAAUACGAAAAACAUGAAAAUUAAAAAAUGGUGCUACAUACAUGCCUUUUGCUAUCUUCUUUUCUCACAGUUACAAUUUCCAGUCGAUAUUUACCUAAUUUAACAUCAAGAUAUGUAAUGUUACAAAGAACAGUUAUCACAAAAUGCUUCGGAAAUUCUUACAUCGUUGGACAAAUUGUUUACAGUAUGGUGGCUUUCCAUUAGUCGAUGCGAUGUUGCCCUCUGCAACUGAAGUACAAGAGCAUCGACAAUUUGAUGUCAAAAGCGUCCAUAGAUAGGGCAUGUCCAUCCCGUGGAUUUCACUUUGUCGUUACAGGAUCGACAAGUAUCAUCUCGUAGAAGUCCUUCUCUGAACAUAUGCCUAGCAUAUGCUAAGGCAUCUGAGAUUUCUGUUACCCCUACGCAACAGUAAUCAGGUACUUCGAGUAGUUCCACCGCAAUGAACCUCAAUCUAGAAUUCAAAUGAGUUUUACUUUCCUGAACAAUUUUGGAGUUGGUCAGAGGUCUGCUUAGCUCUCUUAGAACAGCGUGCAAUUGCAUGUUUUGAGCGUCGCGAUACCAAUGUAAAUGUAGCAUCAAAUUCGGCCGCAUUCGCCCGAGACUAUCAGACAAGCAAUUUGGCAAAGAAAAAUUAGUAAAAGCUCAAUUAGCGCUUUGGUGCGCCGUUUUGAUGCUACAAACUCUUAAGAUCAUGAAUACUGCUAUGGGAGCAAAGAGGCAGCCGGCUCAGAUCUUCAGAGCCAGCCCGUAGCAUUUUACAAAGGAAAGCAGCUCUCCAACCCUCCAGGUCUCUCAGGUCCUAAUAGAAUGGUUUACUUGGUGUCCGUAGCCCGGCUAUAUCUAGAGCUGUGCAAUGGCAAAGGAAGUGCCUGAAGGUUCCCCCUUUUCUGCGCGGCUUCGGCGCGAAUUGUAGUGUAUAGCGGAGUCUGGCGGCCUGGUCCCCUAUAAGUCAGUGCUCUGACUCUCGGACGGCCAAUCCACAUAUUCUCCUCUACGUCCCUACGACUGGAAACCCAGAGGGGGUGACCUUAAACGUGCCACUCAGACUGUUCAGCGCGUUUUUUGCAUUGCCCCACCAGCCUGAAAGCUGUCGUCGCUGAGUACAAGGCCGCUUAGUUGUCGGUCAGAAUGGCUGUUACGCUUGGGGCCCAAAUCAUGCCUAUUAAACUUCGUUCUAUUUUACUUUUUGUUCAAAGCCUACCACCAUACAAUAGAGCGGUGCGUUCAGAUGGGACGCACCACCGCUGUGCACAUCGAACCAUCCUCGACCAGAGGCCCCAUUUCUUGGCAAAGGGUUUCCUGCAGACAUAGAAGUCUUCUUAACUCGUAAUUUUAUGUUCAAUCUCCAAUUUAGCUUCGGAUCUACAAUUAUACCCAGAUAAUUUACAUUGGAGAAAAGAACCAGUCUUCGUUCCUUCAGCCUCGGGAGGUGGAAUUCGGGUACCAUUGGCUUGGUGGUGAAAUAUUCACCGUAAAGGGUAAAGAGGAGCAAAGUGAAGCGCUAUUACUUACCAUUCUGCGGAAACUAAACUUAGGUAUUCGCAGCAGCACUCAUUCGCCGAUCGCCACCUACGUUUGAAAAUUGACGAUACCUCUCUCUUCCGCGCCUUAGCAGCUUUUUUUGUUUUUUCAUUAAAAAUCGGAUGCAAAAUAGACAGAUUUUUAAUAAAUAAGCAAGUGACAGCGAUUAAGCCUCUACAAAUGACGGAGAAACAAAAAAGCGGAAAUAUCGCAAGUACAGUGGCAGUUAUUUGGACUGUGGCCUUGCUUCAAUAGAAUUAAGCAAUGAAGAAAUACCUCAGCGUGUGCUCUGUGUGAAAAUACUCUCGUCCGAACGAUGUUUCGAAAUGCAGAGGACCGGUUGCUCUCAACAUGUGUGGAUGUGUGUUUGUGAUGGGGCUUUUUAUAAACUCUCAGCACUUAGACCGUGGUGACCCAUCGUACUCGACUCCUCGUCUAACGGAAUAUCCAGGAUUCAUUUAUGCAUUGCAGGAUUUCCGUUAGUGGAUAUCAUGCUACCCGGAGCAACUGGAAUACACCAGCAAAAAAAUCUGUUGCUUGAUACGUUCGUAGGCGGACCAUUCACAUAGAAAAUGCUCCGUGGAUUCCGCUUUCUCAUUACAGGAGGGACACGUAUCUUCUUGUAUAAUUGCAUCCAGUUUGCACCAUCUUAUUUAUGUAAAGCCGAAUUUUUAGCUGUAGAUGUAAUUAAGAGAAAAUAUCGCUCAAUAAUCAAUAGUUUUCGAAUUUUAUAACUAAACUUAGUUUUAUUCCUCGCCGGUGUUAUACAAUGGAAUACAUGGUUUAAAAUGGUGUGUCCAUAUAAAGCUAAAUUCCAUAAGUCAAUAAAAACAUUUUAAUGGCUUCGUAGAGCGGGCAUUUGUACUCAAGUGCCAGUUUGAAAUUUUUAUUUAGAAACCAACACAUGUUUUUUUGUUUUCGAGUUUUGUCUCAACGUAGGAAAGUGAAAUACAUUUAAGCACAAAGUGCCGGGCUCCUGUCUCAGACAGACUACCGGCUAAAACACCUCCCUGGAACGCCCAGAACUGUUACCCGGGACCGUUUAACACAUUAUUUCAGGCCAGGCCUACAAACCCCGUGGAUUCAGGAAGCCUCAGCUACCCUAGCAUUGCCCCUAUCCUUUUCGCCUUAAGAAUGCCUUGAGUGUAAUGUGCCACUCGGUUCCACAUUUUCUCAAUUAUAGUGUCCGAGGACGCAAGACGAGCUUCCAUCGAGAGGUAAUAGCGAUGACGUUCCCACCUGCUGCAGAAGAAAAAGGUGGGGCAGGCAUCAUCCAUCGUAUCCUUACAAUAAGUGCAAUCGGGCGACCGUAAUUUCUUAAUAGUGUUCAGGUAAGAUCGAAAAUAUCCAUAUUCGCUGAGAAUCUGGGUUAGGUACUAGUCAACCUCACCAUGCUUUCGAUCGAACCACGGCUGCACCUCCUUUAUUAGAUGCGCGAUCCAUCUACCUCUCCAUUCUCUUUCCCAAGAUUGCUACAAUGCGCAACAGAUACGGGCUUUCUUUUCAUAAGCAACAGCUUCCGUCGCCUUUUCUGAGGUAUAUAAACCUCCGCUCGGCAGCAAGGAGAGUGAUCGAAAUAACUCCCGCUAUUGUCAUUACUGUUGGCACAAUAGGCGGACACAACUCGCCGAGCUCCUCGUCUUUGUACUUGCGCUAGGCGUUUGCGGUACACUUUAUAGGAGGGCGGACUGAACCGUAUUUAUCAGCAAGCGACACCUGCUAGAUAAGGGACCUCCGAUAUUAAGCAUCAGCCGGCAACUCGUAAACAUUCUAGCCGCAUCAUCGUGUCUAUCAUGAUGCCGAGGUUCUUCACCGCCGGCUUAGACAAGACCAUGUUUUCACCAAACUAAUUAGGAGCCCUCUUCUUGGUCAGCACAACGACUUCGGUUUUCUCCGACGCUACGGAGAGUCCAUGUUCCAUCUGCUUACUCACCGCAUCACCAUUCCCCAUGUACGCAGAGCUCAGCCAUGCGUGCGGUAACCAGUGUCGCAACAUCAUCCGCAUAUUAUAUAAGGCGUUCCAGACUUUAGUGACAACACGUAAGCCAAUUUUUAAUUCAUUUUAGGUGGAUUUGCAGGCUUUGAUGCAACUGGUGACCGGGGUGGAUAUUUAAAAUUGCAGUAUAAUCUGCGAACGUUGAGGUUGUUAGUUUACAGUAAGCUGGUAAAUCCGAAGUAUAGAUUAGUGUCCGUCCAAGGAGCAAAACUGGUAGGCAUUCAUCGCAAAAGGCAGCAUCACUUGUUCUUUGUCUGCUGCUGUAUCAGAGUCGUUACCGAACAUUCACGAUAGAUUUUUCAGCAUGCAUAUCAUGAAAUACUUCAACCUACAGAACAUAUGCAUUCAAUGAACCACAUCAAGCAGAUUAUAUAUGAUAUAUAGUGUUAUUGGCCAUCGAUAUAUUCUACGUUUGCAUGGGUAUGCAGUUGAUCCAUUAUAUCAACAUAGUUUUUGGAUUAGUUGUAUUCUCAAUGAUAUUCAGUUUCUUUUUUGCAUUUCCUUGGACGACAAGAAAUGUAGUGACAACAUAACAAUUUGUAACGUGUGUUCAUUGCAAAUUCCGUUGACACUACUAACUUCAUUUUUUCCUUCGACAAAUCUAAAACGAUGCGUUGUUCUUGACUGCCUUUGGGAGUUAUGUUUCGAUCGCAACCAGUAAUCACAAAAUCCACAUUUUGAUUCCAUAUUUAGCAUCUUUAAAUGGAAUGUUCUACCUAAAAAGCCAGCGGCCAUAGUUUGAAAUCAACUGUUCACUGUCUGAUAGAUUUUUAGUAUAUUCAUGCUUUUCAAGUUAUUCUGUCACACGCAUAGGUAUUAAUUUGUCACGAAUACCAGAAAUCAAACGUACUGCAUCAUCACCAAAUGGAAUGCAAUCUCUAACAUCUUCAAUAGCACUAGUUUUCAUUUGUUGUUUUCUCAUUUCAAAGUUGUAACUGUAGUUACCGCAACAAAAAACGAUAAAUGAAAAUAUGCAUGUUAAGAAGAUUACAUACAGGAAAUUCGUCUCCCGGUGCAUUGCUUGAGUUUAUAUAGUGCAAGAAAAGCAUUGCACAUGUUCGACUUUCUUCAAUCACCUGUACGUGAAAAAUUUUCCGCAUUUACUCUGAAGUUAGUGUCGUAUAUGUAAUGCAGUCACUGGAGUGCUGCCACGUGGCUGUGAGGGCAACACUACACAUGUGCGAAAUCUACUGAUGCAGCAUUUUGAAUUUGCAAGCAAAAUAAAGCUACUUUACCGAAACCCAGCACAUUCAUCGACUGGCUUUUAUUAAAUUGGAUGUUAACUUCAGAAAAUAGUAUACGAUCAUAUAUAAGGAACCAAUGAGGGUUAAUAUUUCUGCUCCUUAAGCCAAAUCGCGCGUGAUUAGUAACGAGAAACAUUUUGACUUUAAAACAGAAUGACGGUUACAUUUAGCCGACCUUGAAGGAAAACGAAAAAGACGAGAAAAUUUCAUUUAGUAUUAACAUCAUCAUUUAAUCGCAUUAAGUGCAAUUAAUAAAAUCUAAGAAAACAAGGAAAAAAAGUAAAUAUAAAUUUUAAUUAGUAAUUGAUUGAAAAAGCAAAUUAACAGUUGAAUACUGAGCUAAUUUCUUACUCAUUCUUUCUCUACUCACAAUAUUUUUAAUGAUAUUUUGAAGAUAUUGAGGUAAAACUCGUUUUCCUCCCUUUCAUUAUUUAGUGAUAAUUAAGUGAACGAAUAAGGAUUGAAACCCUUUGUGCAGAAAAGAAGUGUGGAUGUGUUGAGACGAAAAGUUUAAAAAUAUUUUAAACCUAAUGUAUGCGCAUAAAACGUAUAUUGAAACGAAAGAAAUUCUAUUGAGCAUCUUUAGUGUCGUUACUUUAGGUUUAAUUCAGUUAGAUUGUUGAGAAGCAAGAUAAUGUUAUAUUCGAUAUUUUUUGAUUGUGUAUUCAAGUAAAUCUUAUAUAUAUAUAAAUAGUAGUGUAGGACUAAAUAUAAUUUUUACUUUGUAAAAUAAUGAGAAUAUACAUGUAGAAAAAUAAAAGUCGAUACUAUUUUGCCA